Eruca vesicaria subsp. sativa (arugula) is the source of this 1219-nucleotide messenger RNA. The record is from the annotation of a GenBank genome assembly. NCBI's taxonomy places the organism in Eukaryota, Viridiplantae, Streptophyta, Magnoliopsida, Brassicales, Brassicaceae.
UCCAAGUAAAGUUAUCAACCAAAAAUUUACAGAGAGAGGAAGAAGAGUGCUCUGCUACAAUGGAAGAGAUUGUGGUAGAGAGUCUUCUUAGAGGUAACAGAGAGGCUCAAAUACAAGCAGCUAUUGAGCUCAGUAAUCUAAGCAGGAAACAAAGACAAAAAAUAGCUGAAAGAGAAAUCAUUUCUCCUUUACUCUCAAUGUUACAAUCUCAAGAUUCUAUCACAACAGAAGUUUCUCUAUCUGCAUUACUCAGCCUUGCCUUUGGCAGUGAAAGGAACAAAGUGAGACUUGUGAAAGCUGGAGCAGUACAGAUGUUAUUAGAGAUUCUCCAGUCAGAAACCAAGAUGGUGAUAGUUGAACUAGCCAUGGCCUUUCUUCUGAUCCUCUCUUCUUGCAACAAAAACAAGAUCAAAAUAGCAUCAGCCAGGUUGAUUCAGCUACUAGUUGGACUCAUCAGGCUCGAUAGACUAACGGUUCAGGCCAAGCUUGAUGGCAUAGCAACACUACACAACCUCUCAACUCUCCAACAGAUUGUUCCCCUCGUUGCAGCUUCAGGAGCACCCUACGCUUUGCUUCAAAUCAUCAACUCUUGUGAUAAAUCCUCUGAACUAGCUGAGAAGGCAGCAUCAUUGCUCGAAAACAUAGUUUACCAUUCACCAGAAUCAAUUUCAGGCAUCACUGGAGCAAUAGAGGUUCUGGUUGAAGCCAUUGAAGAAGGGACGGCUCAGUGUAAAGAGCAUGCGGUGGGGAUAUUACUCAGUGUAUGCAGCUUUGAUAGAGAGACAAACAGAGGAAUGAUACUUAGAGAAGGAGUGAUGCCAGGACUGCUUCAAGUGAGUGUGGAUGGGACAAGGAGGGCCAAAGAAAUGGCUAGAGAGCUGUUGCUUUUGCUGAGGGAUUGUUCUGGAUAUGUUAUUAAAGACAAACAGUCAAAGAUUGAGAUUGUUGAGCAGAUUAUGAGGGAGAUUGAUCAAGAAGGGGAGAGGAUACCUGGAACUAUGUUGAAGUUGGUAGAAGAUAUGAUCUCCAAACUCAGCACAUAGUUUCUUGUGGUUGAAUUCAUGGUCUUGUUGUAUAUAUUUAAGUCAUGUACUUUGUGUUCCCAUAAAGAAAAUCUUCUUCUUAGGAAUAAAUGUUACCAUCUUAUUGCUUUUGAUCUCUCACUGAAGAUUUAAAACCCUUUCUUGUAACCCAAGCAAAGUAGUAAAGCUGGUAAACC